This is a messenger RNA of Toxotes jaculatrix (banded archerfish), 8193 nucleotides long. RefSeq names its product tectorin alpha (gene tecta). The record is from RefSeq and is a predicted model, not a curated record. Gene Ontology annotation, biological process: cell-matrix adhesion. Bases 56 to 6547 code for a protein of 2163 amino acids. Lineage: Eukaryota; Metazoa; Chordata; Actinopteri; Toxotidae. Gene Ontology annotation, molecular function: protein binding. The transcript is spliced from 25 exons.
GGAGGUUGCCAGGUUAGACUAGAGAGGUGCUAGAUGUCCAUCUUCUGAAGGCAGAAUGGUCAGGCCAGGCUGUCCAGUCAUUCUGCUCCACCUCUUCAGCAUAUUUGCACAGACAGGAGCAAGGACUCAGGAUAUCCUGUAUCCAUAUGGACCCGACCAUAGGGAUCUAGAGACCCCUAAGAUGGAUGAUGGGAGUUCUCCGGAAAUUAUUUUGCUCAUUCCCUUCAUUUUCUUCAAUGUCCCCUACCGUUCCAUCUAUGUCAACAACAAUGGCGUGAUCUCCUUCAACGUGCAGGUCAGCCAGUUCACACCGGAGGCUUUCCCCCUGAGUGACAGCAGAUCAUUCAUUGCUCCACUUUGGGCAGAUGUGCACAACGGCAUCCGCGGAGAUGUCUACUACCGGGAGUCCACUGAGCCGGAAAUACUGGAAAGGGCGACACAAGAUGUCCGGAAGUACUUCAAGAACAUGCCCGCCUUCACCGCUACCUGGGUCUUUAUUGCAACGUGGCACCAAGUCACCUUCUAUGGUGGAAGCCAGACAACCCCAGUGAAUACAUUCCAAACUAUACUAAUCUCAGAUGGCGUAGCAUUCUUCAGUAUGUUCAACUAUGGAGAAAUCACAUGGAGCACAGGAACAGCCAGUGGUGGAGAUCCUUUAACAGGACUGGGUGGGACAACAGCUCAGUCAGGUUUCAAUGGUGGAGACAUUGGUCACUUCUUCAACCUGCCGGGAUCACGGUCAAAUGAUGUAGUGAACAUCGAACAGACAACCAAUGUAAAUCUUCCUGGGCGCUGGUUCUUCCGUGUAGACACUGAACUGAUAGAUCCUGCCAAUGGCUGCAGCUACAAUGGGCGUUAUUACAGACGAGGGGAAAUCUUCUGGUUGACCGAGCAGUGCUCACAGCGAUGCCGGUGCUUGGACAUCAACAAUGAGGUUCAGUGCCAUGAAGCUCCUUGCGGGCAGCUGGAGACCUGCGAGCAGCAGGAAGGGGCCUUUUACUGCCAGCCGACCCGCACCAGCACAUGCGUGGUAUUUGGCGACCCUCAUUACCACACCUUCGAUGGCUUCCUCUAUCACUUCCAGGGCACCUGCUCCUACCUGCUGGCUCGGCCCUGCUGGGAGGUGGCUGGGCUCCCCUUCUUCAGUGUGGAGGCCAAAAAUGAGAACCGUGGGGUGGCCUCUGUUUCCUGGCUCAGAGAUGUCACAGUGGAGGUGUACGGUCACCGAGUCAUGCUACCCAAAGGCAGUUUAGGAACAGUCCAGGUGGAUGGCUUGAUGAAGACUUUACCCAUCCAACUCCAGCUUGGUGCUGUCAGGAUGUAUCAGUCUGGGGUUGCUGUUGCUUUAGAAACCGACUUUGGACUCUUGGUAACUUAUGACGGCCAACACUAUGCAUCCAUUUCCUUACCCAGCUCUUACUUCAACAACACUUGUGGUCUUUGUGGUAACUAUAACGAUGACCCGGCUGAUGAUCCCGUACUACCUGAUGGCUCUAUAGCAGAAAGCGUGGUGGAGCUGGGGGGCAGCUGGCGAGCAGAGGACACAGACUGGAGGUGUACAGAUGGCUGCGCCCAGAACUGCAGCGUGUGUGACCCUGUUACAGAAGCGUUCUACUUUCGCUCAGACUACUGUGGGCUCAUCAACAAAACUGAUGGACCGUUCAGGGACUGCAGAGCUGUAGUGGACCCUACAGCCUUUGUGUAUAGCUGUGUAUAUGACAUGUGCAGCAACAGGGAUAACAUCACCACACUCUGCCAGGCUAUCCAGGCCUAUGCUCUAGCCUGUCAGGCCCUGGGUGUCACGAUACGACCCUGGAGAUCUCGCACCUUCUGCGUGUCAGCUUUGUCAUGUCCGGAGUACAGCCAUUACCAAGUGUGCACAACUGCCUGUCCAGCCUCCUGCUCGGACCUCACCGCUCCCCUGUAUUGUGCCCACCCUUGCACCGAGGGCUGCCAGUGUGACCCAGGCUAUGUUCUCAGCGGCAGCCGUUGUGUACAGCGCGAAGACUGUGGCUGUGAGCAUAACGACCACUAUUACCCCCUUAAUGGCACUUUCUGGGCGGGCCCCAGCGGUGAAGAAGGAGAAUGUACCCUCCACUGCACCUGUGGGCCUGCUGGAGAAGUCUCCUGCUUCAAUGAGUCCUGUAAGGAGGGUGAGGUGUGUGUGGCCGAGGUGGGCAUGCUGGGUUGUUACCCUCAGAGGGAGGGCGUGUGCUCAAUCACCCAGAACUCAGUGACAUCCACCUUUGAUGGCACCUUCCUGCUAUUCCCAGACGACAGCUCCUUCUACCUGCUGAAGCUGUGUGGUGCAGUGCCAGCUAAUGGCUCGAUGGUGGAGGUAAAGAUAGGCAGGCGUCUGGUCAACAAAGGCCCUGCCUGGAAAAGACCUGUGGUAGUUACGGUGGCUAACCUGGAAGCUCAGAUGGGAGGGAUGGAUUUUGAAAUAGUAAAGGUAAAUGGUGAACAAGUGGCGCUUCCAUAUGUCCAUCCAAUGGAAACAAUGAUGAUCUACAGAGCGCCAGGCAACGCUACAGUGGUGGAGUCCCGUGGUCUGCUCCGUGUUCACUACACCCGACAGGGAUUCCUCAACAUCUCCCUCUCCACCCUCUUCUACAAUGUUACUUGUGGUCUGUGUGGUGUCUUCAAUGGCAAUGCCACUGAUGACCUUCGCUUGCCUAAUGGACGCCUGGCGGAGUCUACUGAACAGUUCACAGAGGGAUGGCGGUCCAUUGCUGAUGACCUCACCUGUAAUGGGGACUGUGAUGACCUGUAUCGCAUGUGCACAGACCUGCGUCUCUACCAGAGUCCGUGGAUGUGUGGCAACAUCAAUGACCCGGGGAACAGUUCGUUUCUGGCGUGUCAUGCAGUGGUCAAUCCCUCGCCAUUCUUCAGGAACUGCUUGUACAACAUGUGUGUAAAGGAAGGGAACCGUUCGGCUCUGUGUUCUUCACUGCAGGCCUAUGCCACCGCCUGUCAGGAUGCCCAGGUCGGCCUCGCUUCCUGGAGAAGUGCCACCAACUGCCCUCUCCCCUGUCCAGAGAACAGUCAUUUUGAUGAGUGCACCAGCGCCUGCCCUCUGACCUGUGCCAACUUGGAUGAACCUGAAGAGCCGUGUCCACUGCCAUGCCAAGAAGGGUGUCAGUGUGAGGAAGGCUUUGCACUGCGGGAUGGCCUGUGUGUUGCACGCAGUGACUGUGGCUGCGUGAGCCACGGGCGCCAGCUGGCCACUAAUCAGACUUUCUGGACAGACUGGGAAUGCCAAGAGCGCUGCUACUGCAAUGGCUCUGACAACAGUGUAUACUGUCAGCUCGCACCCUGUCACCCUGAGGAGUACUGCCAGGAGAGUGAUGGCCUGUAUUUCUGCCAGCCACGCACUGAGGCCCUCUGUGGGGUCGCCGGUUAUGGACAUUUUCUGCCAUUUGGUGGCGUACCAUUUGAGCUGCAGAGCUCUUGUACUCUUAGGAUGGCCACCACCAACUGUGGGAGGGAGAAUGGGGACUAUGCAGCCAUCACUGGGGCUUUUCCCGAAUUCAAACUGGCAGCUCGUAAUGAAGAAAGGGAUACAGGCCAGGCAAUUUGGGUCAGGGGCUUUGUACUGGAGGUCUAUGAUUAUGAGAUUGAAGUCUCUCGAACCUACAAAAACACUGUUACGGUGAAUAAGGAACGUUUGUACAUUCCUCUGAAGCUGGGCCCAGGAAAGGUCAACAUCUUCACCUUGGGCAUGCAGCUCAUACUGGAGACAGACUUUGGCCUGAAGGUGGCCUUUGACUGGAACACUCUCCUCCUGCUGACUUUGCCCCGCGACCUCUACAACACCACCUGUGGCCUCUGCCAGGGCAUGCCCUUAUCUCCACCCACCCUCACCACCACAGACUGGGGCAUGGCCUGGGCAGAGAGGGACACCUUCUGCCAGGUGGGCUGUGGGGACUCCUGCCCGCGCUGUGGCCUGGGAGAGAAAAGCCCUGAGGCCGUGAGGCUGUGUGGGCUAAUUGUGGAUCGAGGAGGUGUGUUUGCACGCUGUCACAGCAAGGUGGCGCCAGCCUUCUUUUAUCAAAGCUGCCUGCAGGACACCUGCCUGGACCAGGGAGCUCAGGAAACAAUCUGUAACUGGCUGCAGAUCUAUGCCAGCACCUGUCAGACCCAGGGAGUGCCUGUUACUGGCUGGAGGAGUGACACACCAUGUGUCCAGAGCUGUCCACCUAACAGCCAUUACUCCAGUUGCAUGUCGGUUUGCCCGCCCCAGUGCGCCCCAGCUCGUGGCCAGAGGGACUGCAGCCAGGACUGUGUGGAGGGCUGCCAGUGUGACCAGGGCUACGUGCUCAACGGCAAGAGCUGCAUCCUGUCUCAGAACUGUGGCUGCUACACCGAUGGCAAGUACUAUGAGCCCAAACAGCUGUUUUGGAACAGCGACUGUACCAAACGCUGCCAGUGCAUCGGGCGAAACCUGAUCCAGUGCGACCCAAGGCGCUGUAAGGCAGAGGAAGAGUGCACGCUGCGGUACGGAGUGCGGGGCUGUUUUGCGCGACGCUCCCAGCACUGUGUGGCAUCGGGUGGUGGGGUCUUCAGGACCUUCGAUGGGGCAUCGCUGCGGCUCCCGGCCUCUUGCUCCUUCGUCUUGUCCACCAACUGUCACAAGCUGCCCGACCUCUCCUUCCAGCUCAUCGCUAACUUUGAUAAAUGGAGCACACCCAACCUCACCACCAUCUCUCAUGUCUACCUUUACAUCAAUGAGGAGAAUAUACUCAUCUCUGGCAGCACUAUCAAGGUCAAUGGUACACCGGUGUCAGUACCAUUUCUAACAGGGCUUAUGACGCGUCUCACCACAUCCGAAGGUUUCAUUGUCAUCGACACACCUCAGGACAUCCAGGUUCGAUACAACCGCUUCAACACCCUUAGCAUCACAAUGGGCCAGCGGCUUCAGAACAAGGUGUGCGGACUUUGUGGGAAUUUCAACGGAGACCCCAGUGACGACUACAUCACCUCAAGAGGCAAGCCGGCUGUCAGCGCCCUGGAGCUGGCCCAGAGCUGGAAGACCAACGGUAUGCAGAACAGGUGGGUGAGGCCUAGCUGUGAUGAGACCCAGUAUGUGGCUCUGGCCCAGUCUUGUGACAACACAGCGGUGCUGGCUCUGCAAGGUGAAGAUGCCUGUCAGAAGCUCACCCAGCUGAAGGGCUUCUUCCAGCCGUGCCACGGCCUGCUGGAUCCCCGGCCCUUCUACCAGUCCUGCUACCUGGACGGCUGCUAUAAUCACCGCAAGGCUCAGGUCUGUGGCUCGCUGGCAGCAUACGCCGAGGCCUGCCGUUCCCUGGGCACCCUCACCACCAAGUGGAUCACCCAGGAGAACUGCUCAGAAUGGAUCUAUGACCCCUGUGCAGGAGAGAUCUGCACAAACUUCACCUGUGAGCUGGAGAACGGAGGCGACCUGUGUGGCUGUCCAGAAUUACCCACCAGCACUGGAGCUGAUGAUGACAUUAUCCAGGCAGAGGUGACCUGUAAACACGCUCAGAUGGAGGUUUCCAUCUCCAAGUGUAAGCUCUUCCAGCUGGGCUUUGAACGAGAGGACGUCAGGAUCAACGAUGAGCACUGCGCCGGCAUCGAGGGAGAGGACUUCAUCUCCUUCCACAUCAACAACACAAAGGGACACUGCGGCUCCAUCGUGCAGUCGAAUGGCACACAUAUUAUGUACAAAAACACAGUCUGGAUUGAGAGUGUCAACAACACCGGGAACGUCAUCACCAGAGAUAAAACCAUCAAUGUGGAGUUUUCCUGUGCCUACGAACUGGACCUGAAGAUCUCGCUGGAGACUGUCCUCAAACCCAUGCUCAGUGUGAUUAACCUCACCUUACCAACCCAGGAAGGAAACUUCAUCACCAAGAUGGCUCUGUACAAGAACUCCUCGUACCGGCAUCCGUACAGGGAGGGGGAGGUGGUGCUCAGCACACGGGACAUCCUCUUCGUGGGCGUCUUCGUGGAAGGGGCAGAUGAAAAUCAGCUCAUCCUCAUAGUGAACAUGUGCUGGGCCACACCGUCCCGCUACAGCAGUGAUCGGCUCCGCUAUAUCAUCAUAGAGCGGGGGUGUCCAAACAUCAAGGACAACACCAUUGGCAUGGCAGAGAACGGCGUGUCGCUCACCUGUCGCUUCCACGUCACCGUCUUCAAGUUCAUCGGGGAUUACGAUGAGGUCCACCUCCACUGUGACGUCUCCCUGUGCGACUCGGACGCAAACGCCUGCAAAGUGAACUGUCCACACAAGAGAAGAAUGUACUCAGAGGACAGCGACCAUAAAGAGCACAUUCUCACUGUGGGACCAAUAAGAAAGAGAGAAUCGGACUGGUGUGAGGACGACAAUGGAGGCUGCGAGCAGAUCUGCACCAGUAAGGGAACUGGGCCGGUCUGCAGCUGUGUGACUGGGAUGCUGCAACGAGACGGGAAGAGCUGUCGGACUGUGAGCUCGAGCUGUAACGUUACACCCGUGGUUCCUCUGUUGAUCGUCAGCGCUGUGAUCUCCGUGUUCCCGGCUCGUAUUCGUACUCCUCUCCUCUCCUAACGCCCUGUGAGCAAAGGAGGGCAACAAACACAUAAAAGACUUGAAGAUGCACAAUGUAUCAGCUUCGAUUAGCCAGUAGAUCAGCCGCGUGACAGUCAGAAAAUCUAGACAGAAUACGCUGUACGUUCACAAAUCUCUGAAUCCAAAAGUCCUGUCGAAACUCAUAAGUUUCUCCCCUCUACUUUAUGUUGUGGGAUUCCUCAGCUCCACUUCCUCCAUUAUUUACAUACAUGAGGACGCCCUAUCAUGUAUUGUCAUUCAUUUAAUCCACUUCUUUCAGAAAAUUCUGAUGGUUUUCUGAUCUAAGGCCACAGUGUCCUCUUUAACACUCCCGCUGGAUGAUGCCAGAAAAUUUUCUAAUCCUUCACAGUCGGUUUAAUAUAUGUUUAACAUAUUAAAGUCACAUGGUUGUGAUUAGGAAAAUGACGAUGGCUAAAUAAUAGAAAAGUCAGGAAACCCAGGAUGCUGGUGUGGAAGAUAAAUACUAUUUGCAUGAUGAACAUAACAAGGAGACAGGGUGGCAUUGUCAUUAACGCCUGACCACAGGCCUGUGUGUUUACACCUGGUAUCAACAAGCGUUCUCAUUAUCUGGAUUGUGCCGUCACUGUGACUGGCUUUCAAUAUGCAAAUAUUAGUUAAGUGGAAACACAUAUGUGUCAACAAACAGCAUGCAUGUCAGGUAAAGGGCAGCCCUGCACGGUACUCCUACUGAGCUGCUAUCACACGAAAACUUCUAAAUGUCUUCAGAAAUCUGAAGGUAUUUGUAGGUUACUUUUUCCGAAUCCAGAUUAGGUGACAGGGAUUAUUACCAGAUCUGCAUGUCCUUUCAACAUCCUGCUCUGAUCGCGUCUGGAAUUGAAAUAGUGUGUGAAUAUAAACUCCCCUGACUGUCUGUUGGAUGGUCGAUCUACUGGCUACGUUCAACCAGAGCAGAGCAGGUUACCUUUCUAAACAAACGAAAUCUACAUCAGCUUGUGGUAGCAAAAGGGAUAUAAAUUACGUAAAACUCCAUGACAGGAUAUAGCAAAUGCAAACACUGGCACAGAGUGCGUUAAUCUAGGAUGUCAAAGUGGAGUUUACGAGCGAAGCGAGUAUUUAUGUGUGAAGAGAGCACCUUGUGAAAUGAACAGUCUUAUAUUUUAAGCUCACAUCUUAGUGUCAUAGAUUAGUGCCCCAGUUGUGCUGUGGCUGCAAGAUAUGCAAUCAUUAUUGUGCCAUUAAAAUAUUCCUUAAUCAGUUACAGGUUUCUCGUGCCAUUGCAUGUAUUUUCUAACACCACUCCCAUACACAAUGACGGCUGGCCCUGACUGAUUCUGAACAUCAGUUUGCCUGUAGGAUGGAGCAAUUAUUGGAUUCUCUAAGUACAGUCCCCUGUCAAUUGCGUUCUAUUUGGCACCUUAUGUGUUAUAAAUGUCCUUGCGUUGCCACAUAUCUUGUGUAAACCUUCAGUGUUCUUUACUGAAGCCAGCUGAAAUUCUCAAUUUUGCUUUAGUUAAUAGUUAUUAGGUCUGUUUUGCUACCUUCUAUGUACAAAUGUACAGUCCAUGUCAGUUUGGUGGUAUAUGUCUUGACUGUUUUUAAUAAUCAAUAUCAUUUUUUUGUGUUUAAAAACAUGACCAAAAGAUGUUUUAUCCUUUGAGAGCAGC